This is a messenger RNA of Drosophila obscura, 2042 nucleotides long. RefSeq names its product UTP--glucose-1-phosphate uridylyltransferase (gene UGP). NCBI's taxonomy places the organism in Eukaryota, Metazoa, Arthropoda, Insecta, Diptera, Drosophilidae. Gene Ontology annotation, biological process: UDP-alpha-D-glucose metabolic process; glycogen metabolic process. The record is from RefSeq and is a predicted model, not a curated record. Bases 222 to 1787 code for a protein of 521 amino acids. Gene Ontology annotation, cellular component: cytoplasm. Gene Ontology annotation, molecular function: UTP:glucose-1-phosphate uridylyltransferase activity. The transcript is spliced from 9 exons.
CUUUAUUUUCAAUUGCACACUCGACCAGCGCGCUUCGUUCUGUCGUGCUGUCUCUCUGCUGUUUUCUGUUCUCUCCGCUGUUUUUUCCGCUCAACUCGCACUAGCGACAAUAAACGCGCGCGCGUUUCUCAAGUGCAAAAAAUAAAAUAAUUAACAAAAAAAUUUAAUAAAAACAACCCCCCCUUUUUAUUCGCGCAAGUGUUCUUUUGGAAGUGUUCACAAUGACAUCUGGCAUCAGGCCCAUUGAUGUUUUGCUUCAGCGUGCCGGUGUGCGUGGCCACCAGCGUGUGCCCUCCGACUCGAAGGAGUUCCAUGAGGUGACCAAGCGGGAUGCCCUGCGGCUGCUGGAGAACGAUGUGGACCGUCUGCUGCAGACAACGGAGCAGGUGCGUCGACCAGCCUUACAGGCGGAGAUGGGUCGCUUUGCGGAUCUCUUUGGACGCUUCCUGCAGGAGGAGGGUCCCGCUUUGGACUGGAACAAGAUCCAGAAGCUGCCAGAGAAUGCUGUGAUGAACUAUUCGAACCUCAAGUCGCCAAAGAAUGAGCAGAAGAAUGAGAUACGCAAUAUGCUGGACAAAUUGGUGGUCAUUAAGCUGAACGGCGGUCUGGGCACCUCCAUGGGCUGCCAUGGGCCCAAGAGUGUCAUUCCUGUGCGUUCCGAUUUGACAUUCUUGGACCUGACAGUGCAGCAGAUCGAGCAUCUGAACAAGACCUACGAUGCCAAUGUGCCGCUGGUGCUGAUGAAUUCGUUCAACACCGAUGAGGAUACGGAGAAGAUUGUGCGCAAAUACAAGGGCUUCCGCGUGCAGAUACACACCUUCAAUCAGAGCUGCUUUCCGCGCAUCAGUCGCGAGCAUUUUCUGCCCGUGGCCAAGGACUUUGAUGUGGAAAAGGAUAUGGAGGCUUGGUACCCACCUGGUCACGGUGACUUUUAUGAUACUUUCCGCCACUCUGGGCUGCUGAAGAAGUUCAUCGAGGAGGGACGCGAAUACUGUUUCCUCUCGAACAUUGACAAUCUGGGCGCCACCGUGGAUCUGAAUAUACUCAAUAAGCUGGUGGGCGAGGAGCGGGCCAGCACCCCCGUGGAAUUUGUCAUGGAAGUAACCGACAAGACACGCGCUGAUGUCAAGGGUGGCACUCUCAUUCAGUUUGAGAACAAGCUGCGGCUGCUGGAAAUUGCCCAAGUGCCGCCAGAGCAUGUGGAUGACUUUAAGUCGGUGAAGACCUUCAAGUUCUUCAACACCAACAACAUUUGGGCCAAUCUUUCAUCCAUCGAGCGUGUCUUGCGGGAGCGCACCUUGAGCAUGGAGAUCAUUGUGAACAACAAGACGCUGGAGACGGGUCUGCGUGUCAUUCAACUGGAGACGGCUGUGGGUUCGGCCAUGAAGUGCUUUGAUGGCGCCAUUGGCAUCAAUGUACCGCGGUCGCGCUUCUUGCCCGUGAAGAAAUCCUCCGAUCUGCUGCUGGUCAUGUCCAAUCUGUAUACGCUGAAGUACGGCAGCCUGGUGAUGUCGCCGCAGCGCAUGUUCCCCACCACGCCGCUGGUUAAGCUCGGCGAGAAUCACUUUUCCAAGGUUAAGGAGUUUCUGGGUCGCUUUGCCAACAUACCCGACAUUAUUGAGCUGGAUCACUUGACGGUCAGUGGAGAUGUGACCUUUGGCCGUGGCGUUUCAUUGAGGGGCACUGUGAUUAUCAUUGCCAAUCAUGGCGAUCGUAUUGAUAUACCUGCUGGGGCCAUACUCGAGAAUAAAAUUGUCUCUGGCAAUAUGCGCAUCCUGGACCAUUAAUCCAGCCCCCCAACUGGAAUCUAUAACCUGGCAUUGGUAGUGCAAUUGGAUGCUGUUCUGUCUCAUUAUAUUAUGUAGUGUAAUUGUCUAAGUUUUAUGUAGUAGUAGCCAGAAGCCAACCAGGAGGAGGAGGAGGAGUGUUUGCCCCCAAAAAAUGUUUCAAAUUUACGAAUCACGAAUUUCAUUUGUUAGCCACAAAAUGUUGUGCAAGCACAAACUGUCUGCCGCCCGUCAAUCGUUCUGUAUAUUCUGUAU